ACGCCCGGCUAAUUUUUGUAUUUUUAGUAGAGACAGGGUUUCACCAUAUUGGUCAGGCUGGUCUUGAACUCCUGACCUCAUGAUCCGCCCACCUUGGCCUCCCAAAGUGCUGGGAUUACAGGCGUGAGCCACUGCGCCCAGCUUAGUGUGAGAAUAAUAUCUUGGUUUAAAAAUGUGUACUGGUGGAACACAUCCGAGCUUAAGAUGGUGGGGUCAGCUUCACAUUCUCAGGAACUCCUUCUCUGGGCCAGGGAAUUAACCCGAGCAGGCAUGGUGGCCUCAGCUUUCACCUCAUCAGCAGUGACCGGUGUGGCCAAAGUGGCCAGGGUGGCCUCUAGCCGUGCCGUAGUCUUACCCCUGGCGAGGAUUGCUACAGUCGUGAUUGGAGGAGUUGUGGCCGUGGAGGCUGUGCCCAUGGUGCUCAGCGCCAUGGGCUUCACUGCGACGGGAAUCACCUCGUCCUCCAUAGCAGCCAAGAUGAUGUCCACAGUGGCCAUUGCCAAUGGGGGCGGAGUUGCCCCGGGCAGCCUUGUGGCUACUCUGCAGUCACUGGGAGCAACUGGACUCUCCGGGUUGACCAAAUUCAUCCUGGGCUCCACUGGGUCUGCCAUUGUGGCUGGCAUUGCGAGGUUCUACUAGCUCCCUGCCCCUCGCCCUGCAGAGAAGAGAACCGUGCCAGGGGAGAAGGCACCCAGCCAUCCUGACCCAGUGAAGAGCCAACUAUCCCAAAUAUACCUGGGGUGAAAUAUAUCAGAUUCUGCACGCCCAGAGGAAAAUAAGAAAUAAAGAUGAAUUGCUGCAAAAAAAAA
Molecule: messenger RNA, 809 nt
Organism: Macaca mulatta (Rhesus monkey)
Lineage: Eukaryota; Metazoa; Chordata; Mammalia; Primates; Cercopithecidae
Source: RefSeq, a predicted model, not a curated record